Molecule: messenger RNA, 2427 nt
Organism: Acanthaster planci (crown-of-thorns starfish)
Lineage: Eukaryota; Metazoa; Echinodermata; Asteroidea; Valvatida; Acanthasteridae
Product: UDP-glucuronosyltransferase 2B7-like
Molecular function (GO): UDP-glycosyltransferase activity
Source: RefSeq, a predicted model, not a curated record
AUGUCGAUUUUAUGUCUAGGUUUUUUGAUCCUGCUGUCCUCGCUCGCUCUGCCAGCUCUCAGCAGCGAUGUGGGGAAUAAACCAGGCGAGGAAAAGUACAAUUUUUUGUAUUUAGUCUCUAUCAUAGGAAACAGCCACUACUUUAACCUUGUCGAGUCAGGCCGAGCAUUGGCCCGCCAAGGUCAUCACGUUGUCUCCUUGAUGAGCAGCUCAAAUCCUACCAGCCAUUGGCAGAAGGAUGCUGACUUGUUGUCUGUGGUCGUCUUCAAUUCGUCCUACACUGAACAGAACAAGACCUCUAUCUAUGGCGAUGCGACUAAAGCAAUGCUUACGGGGCAAAUGAAUUUCUUUGGUUAUGAGUGGUUCUUAGAAAAAGACUUCCGCGACAGGUUUAAAGUUGUGGCAGACAUGUGGCUGCAAGAAUGUGACGAUCUGUUUUCCGAUUCAGCCACCAUGAAACGUCUGCAAGAGGAGAGAUUUGACAUGCUUGUUGGAGACGACUGCAUACCUUGCGUCCCGAUGUUGGCGCAGGCAUUAGACAUUCCAUUUGUCCUGGAGUCUAACACGUUUGCGGUUCCUACAAAACAUAGCGCAUGGACUGGGUUGCCGAUAAAUCCGUCUUACAUACCUGAGCGUGUCAUGCAACUUACUGACAGAAUGACAUUUCUUCAGCGACUCAAAAACGUCUUAGGUCACUACUAUCAAACCAUCGUGCAUUUUCAUCUGGGUGUCGCUAGCUUCGUUGGUUACGAUAAGUUGAAGGUCAAGUAUAACAUCAAGCCGGAGGUCAGCACCCUAGAGUCAUACAAGCAAGCUUUGCUGUACUUUAUGCACGGGAGCUUCGGACUGGAAUUUCCUCGACCUUUGCAGCCCAAUAUAAAGUAUGUUCUCUACAAUGCUGGAUCGAACCCCAAUCAAGCGAUGGACGAGGAAGUUGCUAAGUUCCUGGAUACUGCACCAGAUGGAGUAGUGCUGUUCUCCCUUGGUUCUAACUUGAGGAUACUAGGGAAGGAAGGCCGAAUCUUCGCAGACGCCUUUGCUUCCCUCCCGUUUCGUGUGCUGUGGCAGUCAAAUACAAAUCUGACGGGACUUCAGCUAGGAAACAACACAAUGGUUGCCAGAUGGUUGCCGAUGAUAAAAGUCAUGGAACAUGUCAAUGUCCGUGCGUACGUCUCCCAUGCUGCCUCUUUCAGCACAAAUGAGGCAAUGUGGACAGGGUUGCCUAUGGUGGGUAUACCGUUUUAUGAGGACCAGAUGGAUUUCAUGGUCCGUGUAGAGGCACGAGGCGCCGGUCUCACGUUGGACAUCAAUGGCCUCACAUCAGAGACUCUGAGCCGAGCCAUUCGUAGAGUCAUGACCGAGCCUGGAUUCCCUAAAAACGCAGAACGCGUCUCUAAGAUCAUGCGUGACCUUCAGAACACAGAGAGACCGGUAGACAACGUGGCUCGCUGGAUCCUACACGUCACCAAGUUUGGCGGCAAUCAUUUACGACCAACAGUCAUGGAUCUCAAUUUUGUUCAGAGAAAUCUCCUAGAUGUCUAUCUCUUCAUUGGUCUAGUUCUGGCAUCGGUUAUCAUGAUCAACGUGUCUGUUUGCUAUAUUUGUUGUCGGUGCAUGUGUCGUUCUGGCAGAGGCGACCAUUUUAAGAAGGAGUGAAACAUCAUUCAAGUUUCCGAGGAUGGGUUUGCGCUGGGGAGAUGUUAAUUUUGAAGGAAUUUGAUGGGCAACUCACAAAAAUACCAAUAUUCCAUGGAUGUGUGAAAAGAUGAAAAAGAAUUGUCAUUAUACAGACUUUCUGAAAAUUGUUUUAAGUAAGAAUUUCAAUUAUGCCAAAGUAAAUGAAACUGGCAUCGUCAACAUUGGAGCUAAAUGUUCCAGAUUAAUCUGAUUUCCUUGACUUUCCCUCUGCAAUGUUCGUACUAUGAGAUAUAUCUUAUUUCAUGAAUCUAAGGAAUGUACUAGCUACUUUAAUACAAAAUACUGUGAAAAUUCCUUUGCAUUGAACUGCAAAAUCGAACAAUGGACAAACUUUGUUUUGUAAUCAAGCAUCAAAUCAAUAUCGAACGUACUCGUAUGAAGAUCUUCUGCAUUUUGAUUACCCAUGACAGUUGAAUCCUAUUGUUUUUUAAAGUUAUGUCAAUUUUCUGGAUCUACUAAUGCAGUUAUGCAGGGACUGGGGAUGAUGGUAUAUUAUCUUUCAUGAAUGUAAAAAUUAACUUGUCAUUAUACCAUGAGUGCCAGAUUCAAUUUGUUUCGCUCCCAGCAAUUUUUAUGUCACAGGUGAAACGUUUAAUACGAAAAAAGUUUAUUCUUUCCAUGCGUAAUUACAAUGUGUGACCAUAAUUAUGAUCCAAACAAAAUAGAAAUAUAAAAAUUGUUAAUAUCUCAAAGCACACUUUUUAUGUUGUAAGCUAUUACACUUGUAAU